Molecule: messenger RNA, 3312 nt
Organism: Drosophila erecta
Lineage: Eukaryota; Metazoa; Arthropoda; Insecta; Diptera; Drosophilidae
Gene: Osbp
Product: oxysterol-binding protein 1
Exons: 2
Coding region: 445-2796 (783 amino acids)
Cellular component (GO): cytosol; membrane; intracellular membrane-bounded organelle
Molecular function (GO): sterol binding
Source: RefSeq, a predicted model, not a curated record
CGAUAUGUGUAGGAGGAAAGGCACACAACCAACUGGUAACACUGGCACGCACACACCUGCAGCUGCGCUAGCACACACACACACGAGGCACACACGCACACAGACGCGCACUGAACUUCCACAGUUUCUUUAUUUUCUGCAGGAAAAUUAGAAGCAAAACUAUACGAAAUUCGCAGUGAACUCGCGGGGGACUCGCGACCGUAACGUAAUCGGAAUCUCGCUGGUGAUCCGGAGGCCAAGUGCACACUGUGCGAUGCUAGCCACUGGCCAGCAAUCAGCCGUCGCCGUCCAAUAACCAAUAGCAUUCGAAUUUCAAGUCGGAGUUGCGGAACGGAACCAAUCCGACCAAUCGCCAGUCAACGUACGUGGCGCUAUUCGCAGUCUCGAAGCAAGUGCAUCAUCCGGCCGGAGGACCACAUACGGAUACCGGAACCGGACGCAAUCAUGACGGACGCCGCUGGCAAUGCGCUGGCCGAGAAGGGCCUGCCGGAGAUGAAGGGAUGGCUGCUAAAGUGGACCAACUACAUAAAGGGCUACCAGCGGCGGUGGUUCGUGCUCUCAAAGGGUGUGCUGAGCUACUACCGCAACCAGUCGGAGAUUAACCACACGUGCCGGGGCACCAUAUCGCUGCACGGAGCCCUUAUCCACACGGUUGAUUCGUGCACGUUCGUAAUCUCGAACGGCGGCACCCAGACGUUCCACAUCAAGGCCGGCACCGAGGUGGAGCGCCAGUCGUGGGUCACCGCCCUGGAGCUGGCCAAGGCUAAGGCAAUACGGGCGAUCGAAUGCGAAGAGGAGGAGGAGACGGAAACGGCGCAUGUGGUACCCAGUCAGGAGAUCAGCUCGGUGGUUCGGGAUCUUACCGAUCGGCUCGAGAACAUGCGCACCUGCUACGACCUGAUAACCAAGCACGGCGCUGCCUUACAGCGCGCCCUCAACGAUCUGGAGACGAACGAGGAGGAGUCGUUGGCCAGCCGCACGAAGAUCGUCAACGAGAGGGCCACCCUCUUUCGGAUAACAUCCAAUGCGAUGAUCAACGCCGGCAACGACUACCUGCACACGGCAGAGGUGCAAGGCCACAAGUGGUCCAAGAUGUUGCACCACGAGCGUGAGCAGCGUCAGCGGCUGGAGGAGAUUAUCGAACAGAUGGCAAAGCAGCAGUCGCAGAUGGAGCAGGCCGCCGUGCUGGUGCGCCAGAACAAGCCGGUGCCGUCCAGCUCUGGCGCCGGCACCGCCGGUUCCUUGGUGACCUCAGAUGAGGAGAUGGAGUUUUUCGACGCCGAGGAGCACGGCUAUUCAGGCAGUGGUCGGUCCCCUGAGUCUCCGGAUCGCGAGCGGGGUACGUUUAUCUUAAAGAUGAACAAACGCCGCAGUAGUAGCGAGGACCAGGUGGAGGGCCAUUUGGAGGGCAGUUCCUCGGAGAGUGACGAGCAGAAGCGCACCGUACAAACGGUGCAGCAGGUGUGCCUGGUGAGUGCACCUCGGGUAGCAUCCGGGGGUCAGGGCGACGACGACGACGUGGACAAGGCGUUGCCGGCCAAGCAGAGCACCGACUCUAUCUACGGACGCAACUGGAAUCCAGAGCUGAUCAAGAAGCGACGCGACCGUGUGCCAGAUAAACCGAACCACCCCAUCAGCCUGUGGGGCAUUAUGAAGAAUUGCAUUGGCAAGGAUCUGUCCAAAAUUCCCAUGCCCAUCAACUUUAACGAGCCGCUGUCCAUGCUGCAGCGCCUGGUGGAAGACUACGAGUACACGGAGAUACUCGACUACGCGGCCACCUGUCAGGACGAGUGCGAACAGCUGGCUUACAUAGCCGCCUUUACCGUGUCCGCCUACGCCACGACCACAAACCGCACGGGCAAGCCCUUCAAUCCGUUGCUGGGCGAGACCUACGAGUGUGACCGGAUGGAUGACUACGGUUGGCGGUGCCUGGCCGAGCAGGUGUCCCACCAUCCACCGGUGGCAGCGCUCCACUGUGAGAGCAAGAACUGGACGUGCUGGCAGGAGUUUUCCAUGACCAGCAAGUUCCGCGGCAAGUACGUUCAAGUCAAUCCCUUGGGCGGCGUCUAUGUGCAAUUUCCAAACAGCGGCAGGCGCUAUUCGUGGCGCAAGGUGACCACAACGGUGAACAACAUCAUUGUGGGCAAACUGUGGGUGGACCAGCAUGGCGAAAUGGAAAUCUUGGGAUCGCAGGCGGCACAGGGGCACAAAUGCAUCCUGAACUUUAUACCCUACUCGUACUUCAGUCGCGAUGUGCAGCGGAGCGUCAAAGGCGUGGUGAUGAACAAAGACAACGAGGUAAAGUGGGUGGUGCGCGGUACGUGGGACAUGAAGAUCGAGAUUGCCCCGGUGCUUAGUACAUCGGGAUCGGCGAGCAGUCCAACCUACACCACCGGCGAGUUUAAGCUGGCCUGGCGCCGUCGUCCUGCUCCUCCUGAUUCGGACAAGUUUUAUAACUUCACCAUACUAGCCUGCCAGCUCAACGAAGAGGAAGAGGGCGUGGCGCCGACGGACUCUCGCCUGCGUCCCGACCAAAGGCUGAUGGAGCAGGGAGACUGGGAUGAGUCGAACAAGGAGAAAUUGCGCCUGGAGGAAAAGCAGCGCACAGAACGCCGCCGGCGGGAAAACGAGGCGGAGGAGGCAGCGGCAGAGGGUAGGCCAUAUCCAGCCUAUGAGCCCAUGUGGUUCAAGCGCGAAAAGGAGGAGGGAAGCGAGGAAUAUGUGCACGUUUUCAAGAACACGUACUGGGAGGCCAAGGCGGCUCAGAAGUUCGAGGGCUGUCCGAAUAUAUACUAGACAGCAGUAGCCAGCGGAGCAGCCAUGGAACCAACUGCAGCCACUACCACACAUAGCAGCCUUAGCGAAUAUUCUAAAGUUUUCAGAUAUCCAGCCUCCACACAACUAACACACCACAGCGGGACACGCUCCGACUGAUUUCGGAGCAGCACAUACGCAUAUAGUAGUACCACACUUCGAUCUAGUGCAUAUAUAUAAUUCCUGUAAACUAACCAAGUUCGAUCCAUACCCCUGCGUCGAAAUGUACUUUGAUUAUUUCUUCCUGACUACCGGUUCCCCAUUUCUAGUGGCUUUCCAAAAGAUGGGCAAGACAUAUGAUAGCUCCUAAUCCUCGUUUUCUAUUCAAACCACUCCACUUGAUGUCCUUUUCUUUCCUUUCCGCAGAAUGCAUAUUUCGCCUUUGUUGUGUAUAUAAAAAUAUCGAACCGACUCGACAGCCUAGUAAGAAGCGAGAGAAUAUGUUAAAUGUUAUAAAUUUAUGCAAUUUAUUAUUAAAGUAUUAUUUAAAUAAAGCAA